GAUUAGCUCCAAUGGGUGUGCACAGAGGCUAUGUUCAGCUUCUUCCAUAUGGUUUUGCCGGGAUAAUGGAAAACUCAGGGGAUUCAUUGAAAAAUAUGGAGAAUAGUUGCAGGAAUUUGAGUUUUAUCAAGAAUAUUGGUGGGUUUGAUUUUGGGGAAGGUAUUAGAUUUGAGCCAUCAAAGCUUCUUCCGAAGUUUCAGAGACAGGCUGACGAGAUGAAUCUCUUCUGCUUCAAGGCUACGACACCGGUUUGGAUGCAGAAAGCCCCGGCUUGCUUCGGUUGAUACUUUCUAGUCUGAAAAAUUUGCACUUCUCAUGGACACAAUGGCAAUGGCAAUGGCGUUUAAGAUGCUUUCUCUUUUGCUCCUCUGCGGAUUCUUCUUUUCCAACUCCUUUGUCAUCGAAGAAGCCAACAUCAAGGACAUCCAAUGGGCAUUCUCUCAAAACAAGCUCACCUCCAGACAGCUCGUUGACUUCUACCUGCACCAGAUCGAGGCCCUGAAUCCGGAGCUUCGCAGCGUGAUAGAGGUGAACCCAGAUGCACGAGAGCAAGCGGAAAAGGCCGAUGCAGAGAUUAAAAGCAAGAAGGAGUUGGGGGAGCUGCAUGGGGUACCGGUGUUGCUGAAGGACAGUAUAAAUACUAAAGAUAAGUUGAAUACAACUGCAGGGUCAUUUGCGUUGUUGGGGGCGAAGGUGGGUGGAGACGCGGCGGUGGUGGAGAGGUUGAGGAAGGCGGGGGCGGUGAUACUGGGAAAGGCUAGUAUGAGUGAGUGGUAUCAGUUUCGUUCUUUGAAAACUCGAAACGGCUGGUGUCCAAGGAGUGGACAGGGUGUGAAUCCAUAUGUACCAUCGGGAGAUCCAUGCGCAUCAAGCAGCGGAUCUGCAAUAUCUGUAGCGGCCAACAUGGUGGCUGUCUCGCUUGGGACUGAGACUGAUGGUUCCAUCAUCUGCCCAGCCGAUGUGAACUCCGUUGUUGGGUUUAAACCCACUGUUGGACUCACCAGUCGGGCAGGUGUCAUCCCAAUUUCACCCCGACAAGACAGUGUCGGACCUAUAUGCAGGAGUGUGCUGGACGCAGUUUAUGCGCUCGAUGCUAUAGUGGGUUUUGAUCCUAGAGACAGUGAGGCAACAAAAGAAGCAUCCAAGUUCAUACCUGUUGGUGGCUACAAACAAUUUCUCAACAAAGAUGGGCUUGCAGGAAAGAGAUUGGGUGUUGUGAGGAAUCCAUUUUCUGGAUUUUACAACGGAUCAACAGCUAUUUCAGCCUUUGAGGCUCAUCUCACCGUAUUAAGGCAAAGAGGUGCAAUUUUAGUGGACAAUUUGGAAAUAGAAAAUGUUGAUAUCAUAUUGAACUCCUAUGAAAGUGGUGAAUCAACAGCCUUGUUGGCAGAGUUCAAGCUCAACAUAAAUGAAUACCUGAAAGAGCUCACCAAAUCUCCAGUGAGGUCCCUAGCAGACAUAAUUGCCUUCAACUUGAACAACUCUGAUCUGGAAAAGACUGAUGAAUAUGGCCAGGAAGUCUUUAUGGCAGCAGAGAUGACAAAUGGGAUUGGGAAGCAAGAGAGGAUGGCAAUGGAAAUGAUGGCAAAUCUGUCUCGGGAUGGGUUUGAGAAACUGAUGAUGGAGAAUAAGCUUGAUGCAACGGUGACACUGGGUUCAGGCAUGGCCACUGUACUAGCCAUUGGAGGUUACCCCGGAGUUAGUGUUCCAGGUGGGUAUGAUGGAGAUGGAAUGCCCUUUGGCAUAUGUUUUGGAGGACUGAAGGGGAUGGAGCCAAAGCUUAUUGAAGUUGCUUACGGAUUUGAACAAGCCACAAAGAUUCGGAGACCUCCUACUUCCCCUAAUAACUUAUUGUGUCCUAAUGAGCCAUUGUAAGAGUUGGAUUUUGUUUUCCGCAAUAACAGUGGUUAUAUAUGUAUAAAUAAAUAAUUAAAAUUUUUGAAUAA
Messenger RNA from Vitis riparia (riverbank grape), 1946 nucleotides. Its product is annotated as probable amidase At4g34880. The transcript is spliced from 7 exons. The record is from RefSeq and is a predicted model, not a curated record. NCBI's taxonomy places the organism in Eukaryota, Viridiplantae, Streptophyta, Magnoliopsida, Vitales, Vitaceae. Bases 316 to 1875 code for a protein of 519 amino acids.